AGUUGCCGUUGACGCUUUUGGCUAAUAAUAAUAACAAAUAUGACGCGACGCAGUUGAAAAAUGAAUAGAGUAGAGUGACUGUAAAGCAAGGUCACGAGUGAAUGAAAAAUUCAAAGUAACCAGUUGCAAGUGAAGUGACAAAGCAAGCAAGAAAUUAAUAACUAAUUACGCCAGAGCAACAAAAACAACUGCAGAGUAAUAAAACACCAACAACAACAAAACAACAACAGCAACAACUACAACAACAGCAGCAGCCAUAAACAACUAGACAAAUAAAACAAGAAUUUGCGAUAAGAUAAGCGAAACGCUGCCAAAGGCGGUGCAACCAAGAAGACAGAGAGAGAGAGAGAGAAGUCGAGUCACCACAUUAGACAUUAGCUGUCAACGGAGGCGCAAAGCGUGUUGCAAUCAACAACAAGGAAGCAGCAGCAACAGAGAGGUGAAGAGGUAAAGGAGAGGGAAGUCUAAUGCAGCAACAGGAAAAGAGGCGGAUCGAUGGGCAAGUGUGUCUCGAGGCAAUCCCCGGUUGCACAUCAUCAAUCUGUGCUGACAAUUGCCUUGUCGCAGCAAGAUUUGCGCCACGCCCACAAAAUAUGGCAACAGUUGACAGCGAGUAAUGAAUAUAUAGCCACGACUACUCGUUCAACUGCGGCAGAUGAGCCGACAUUUUAUUACCACAUAAGCCAGGCGCAGUCAGCGACCACGAAGGAAACAGCGACAAAGUCACAGGAGAAGGAAAUAGAGGAAGAAGGCGACGCUGUGCUGCACAUUCAGUCUGUCUAUAAUCAUUUGGAUGCCCAUGUGAAUGCUGAGCAUGUUAUUGGCAACUCGCUGACAGGUUGCAACACCAACAACAACGGUAGCGAAGCCUUGGCUUAUGCCACUUGCCAGGAAUUUUUGUUGCAUGAACUCGCGCAGACGCUCGCCGAGUGCCAAGUGAAAUACAUAACCCCAGAGCUCAGGGAUAAUAGCAGCUAUGACGACUGGAAUGGGAUCACAACAGACGCUGCCUUGGAGCUGAGCGAUAUUGAUAGCGACCGUCAGAGUGAGAGCGACAGCGACAGCGAGCGACAGAGUGAGAGUGAGAGCGAGCGAGAGGAGACACUUCAACUUCAACGACAACUGAGGGGGGGCCAAGCGGAGAGCAAGAAGCACGGCGCCAAGUCGCAACGUCGCAACAAUGGCAAUGGCAACAAUCCAGGCCAGCAGCUGGAAUCCAGCGACCAACAGCAGCAGCAACAGCAACAGCAGCAACUACAGACCAAAGGCACCGCCAUGUCCUUUGGCUUUCGCAAGAAGCUCAACGGUACGCCCAAGAAGUUCAAGAAACUCCUCGAGGCAGCCAACAACCAUCAUCACGGCAAUAGCAACACCAACAACACAGCGUCCACAGUGGUCACAGACACAAAGGACGACAAUGGCAAUGCAAUGCCGACAGCUACCGCUCCCGCUCCGCCCGUGCAGUUUGAGAAAGUGGGCGUCGCCGGGGCCCAGAAGACAGCAACGAAUCGCACAGGUGCGGCGGCUGGCAAACGUUUCGGAUAUCGUGGCGCCGUGCCACGCCCCGCCUCAGCUGGCUUAGCGAGCAACUUCAGCGGCAGCGAAGAUGUGAUGGAGACGGCAGCCAAUGCCCAGAAUAACAACGCCACCAGCAACAACAACAACUCUGGCAACAACAACACAAACAACAACGGGAAUAGCAAUGUGGCUGGCACUGGCAAUGUGCUGGUGAGCAAUCUGAAGCGACGUUCGAAGAGCGCACACGCGGGUCGCAGCGGGGAUGGAGAGCCCAAAAUAGCUCAGCCCAAGACGCUGACGUUCAAUCUGAACCAGAACACAACGAUUGAGUAUCAGCGACGUCAGUUCUUUGGCGAGUUUGCGGAUGAGGCAAGUGCCACAGCCACAGCCACAACAAAUGCGGCUGCCACGUCACGGCGCUACAACUACAACAAUCUGGCCAACAUGCAUGCGAAUGUCAUCGUUCGUCCCACGCCGCGAGCUCCUCCCCCGAGCUUUGCCAAGUUCACGCUACAAACUGUGAGCUUGCCACGACCCGAGUAUCCGGUGGCCAUCAGUCUGACCGCCACCACGCCCACUACGCCCAGCAGCAGCAGCGUGCAGUCGCCACACACCGGAGCCAGAGCUAAAGAUGUCGCCUCACGUCCGCAUCCCUUGACCUCGAUCCAUGUUCAACCCACAGCGGGCAGGCAACUGGAUCAGAAGAGCGUCAAGCAGCUGACGAACAGCACAACGCGAAGAGGAUUCUCCGGCAGUCGCGAGAUUAGCGCGGACUCAGGCAUUGCCAGCAUGGACAUGGCCGUCGACUCCGCCAGCAGCUCGGGAUCGGGUUGCAGCGGCAGCAGCUCCAAGCGUAGUCGAAGUCGUCCACGGAAUCUGCAGAUGGUCAUGAGUGGACGACACACGUUCGAGGUGCGUGACAUGGAUGAUCCGCCCUCAAGUGAAUCCAACUCUUAUGUGGAACCGUUGGCUUUACCAAAGUUGCCCACGGACAACAAUCAGACAACUCCCUUGCCUCUCAUUGGCUUGGUACGCUCCAAUACGGUCCUGAGUCGCGAGAGUUACGAGCGACGUCAGACAACAUCUUCCGGACAGCCUCAGGCUUCAGCUCAGGUGAUCUUGCAAACUCCGGAGACGCCUCCUAAGCCCAAGGCAACUGGUUCUGAUGACAGCGAGAGCGUCGAUGAGGAGAAAUUGUAUCUGGACUCGUCCACCUCCGAGAAGAGUGCCAAACAGCUGAGUCACAGCCAGUCAUCGUCGAUGUCGUGGCGCUGCCAAGCGGGUGAAUCUCUGGCUGCCAGGGAUUGCAGCAGCAUGAGCAUCUCCAGCACCAACAACAAUAGCAACAGCGACACCCAGGCACCCGACAAAGCCAAUGAGAAGGACGAGGACAUGUCGCUUGCUCUGGAUGACAUCAGUCUGAUCAACACGGACAUGCAGUUCAGCACCAUUUCUUCUCUAACUGAACCAGCACCUAAGCCCAGCUGCUCCAACGCUGGCCCCGCAGACGAUCACUUGCUCAACAUGCACAUCGUGGACAAUCGCGAGGCAACCACAGUGCGUCUGCCCAUCGAGCGACCACGCAGUUUUAAUAAUGCGCUCAAUGAAUCAAAGUUCGCUGAACUGGCGCUGGCAAGCAGCAGUUGUUUGCUGUUGGAUGAUGAGACUUCGCCCACAGACAGUUUGGUGAGCAGCACCGAGGAGGCGUCUGAGGAGGCGGGGGGCAAGCUGAAGAAGCACAAGCACAAUGCGGAACUGCAGCAGAAGGACUUUGAUGUGGACAUCGAUGAUAUAUCGCCAGUGAUGGAGUUGGAACUCGAUCCCGGCAGUCGCAGUCCCCACUCCCCGGGCACGCCCACACACGCCUCCCAUUCGCUGUCGCUGGGCUCGGACUGUGGCAAUCUGAUCGACGACGAGAUCGCCGAUCAGCCCGCAUUGCUGUGCAACAGCGAGGCCCAAGAACUGGCCACCGACACGCCCACCUUGAUGGAGACGCACACGCACACCCAAACGGGAUCAUUGCGUUCGCUCAAGAGUCAGUCCAAGGCACGCACUGCGCUGCAGCAGGCCAUCGAGUUGAGUCUCCGCACUCCGGCUGCAGUGCGUCGAGCUGUCCUAGAAAGCGCUGAGUCCCUGGACACUUUAUCGCCCUGCGAAUCCAUUUGCUCUGACGAUCUGAUGAUGGACUUUGAUAUGAACAGCAGCGUCGAUUCCAUCGAUCGCACCAUGUCGAUGCGCAGUCGCAGUGGCUCCGAUCUCCAUAAGCUGGGCACCGACAUCGAUCCCGAGCAGGCCGAGACGGAGGCGGAGUUGUUGUCGCAACUGGAGUGCAAGGGCAGCGAUGUGAUGAAGGAGCUCAACAGUUUGCUUCGUGUGCGCAUGCAACGCUCCACAGCGAGUCCCAGGGAGCGCAUCAGCGCCAAGUUGCCGGCACGUGCCACACGGCUGUUGAAUCGCUCACGGUUGCAGGAUCAGCAGCAGCUCACCGGCAACGAUUCGGACAACAGUCUGCGUUCAACGCACAGCGGCGCCUCCGGUCGCAAGCGCAGCACAGCUGCCUCGCGUGCCUCCACCGCCUCCUCCACGUCCAGUCUGCAACGUCGCCAGCAACAACAGCAGCAACAUCAGCAACAGCAUCAACGUUCGCAACUUGCAACGGGCUCGAGACGCGGCACAGGCUACGGCAGCAACGCGGAGCUGCACAGCUCAUCGGACGAUCUGAUGUUGUAUGACAAGUCCUUCAGGAAUGCCAUGAUCCAGGAUGUGCUGCAGUUCAAGAAGCAGCUGCUGCGACUACGUCGCAUCCUUCAAGAGGAAGCAGAUUUUGAUUUGAAGCGGACGGAGACGUUGAAUCCCUUUGAGAAUGACAAUGUGCAACUGUUUGCCGCCUGUGGCUUGGAUAGCAAGCAGCUGAAUGACAUCGAUUUGGCAAGCUUGACGUCAUCCACAACGGAGGAUCCACUUCAGGAGUUAACUGAUCUACGUAGACAGGUGGUUUACCUUCAGGGUCAAGUGGAUGAUCGUGAUCGCACCAUACGCCUGCAGCGAGAUCUCAUCGAGCAGCUGGAGGCGGAGAAGCGUCAAGCGGCAACGGCUGGCAACGAAGUGAUCAAUAAGGAAUGCAUUAGCAUGGCCACCCAGACCGAGCGAACACGACCACUUGCCAUUGGUGCGGAGGGUUUGUCCAGAAGUAAGCCCGAAUACACCAGUUACACGACGCACUUUCCGGCGUUGCACUUGCAUUGCAAUGACUCGACGGUGGCUGCCACAACGAUCAUACGUCAUCAGCAGCAGCCGCUGCAGCAGCCACAGACAUGCAAUGGACACCACAACAGCAACAAUCACAGCAACAGCAACAACAACAGCAAUCACAACAACAGCAACAACAACAAUUGUCGUGCCCUGAGUCAGACACGUCGACACACGAUCAUUUCAACGACGCUGACCAAUUACAAUCAGCAACUGGCAGCUGCCGCUUAUCCGCGUCGCGCUUCCAUCGCCUGGGAUGCCACAGAGACAGCGACACCAACGCCAACGACCACGCCCACAGCGGCAGUUGUCGCCCACAAGCCGGUGCGCAUAACACUGAUCGGCGAGCCGCUGCCAAUGCCGAAGUCGAAGCCGAAGUCGCAACAACAACAUCAACAUCAACAGGCGAAGACGCGCUUCCUCAAUGGCGGCAGCUGUCAGAGCAACGGUCAGGGCAACCAUCAUCAUUAUCAGCCGUUAUACAACAGCAACAAGAUGACAAACCCAACCGUAACUAUAGUCUGAUUUAUAGAUAAACCUAUACUACCCCCAACCGUCUACUGCAUUCUUCAAACUAUAUUCCUACAACAAACUGCGCACAAUUAUCUCUCGGCAGGCGCUUAACAAAGUAAGCUAAAAAAAAUAAACUAAAAUCAUCGAUAGCAGAGAAAAUAACUUGGAUUAGUAUCGGCAUAGCAUAGCAUAUAAAAAGAAAAAACAAUACGCGUUAAUACAAUAGGAAAUAAUAUAAAAUAUAUAUCUAAAAUAAUCAUAGAAUACUAUAUGAUAUGAUAUUUUGUAAAAUGAAAUCCAAUAAGAAUAACAAAUGUUAUAUGAAUAUACUCUCAAAUAGUUUGCAGUCUUACCAAAACCAGUGAAAAUCUUAAGAUAUAUAGUACAUUAUAAUUCCUUGGGCAUUAUAUACUUAAGAGCUCUUGGCAAUUAACAAAGAUUCUAUAAAAAAAAAACAAAUAAAAUUUCAACUUUUUUCUUAUAUAAAUGUUCUAAGCUUAAUUAAAACAAUUAAUUGUUAAUUAUGUUAUUUAAUUUGUAGCCUAAGUUUUAGUAUUCUUCGAUAGUUGUUUGUUUUUAGUUAUUUGUAUUAUAAUCGUACGCUAGAUUUAUUCAUAGUUUCUAUAUUCACACAUUGCUACAAAAUAGUCUAAAGAAAAAAUAAUUAUAAUAAUUACAUUUAUUUUUUUUCUGCAAGUGCACAAUAAAAUGUAAUCAAUGUGCAACUAAAUAUAAAUAAAUUAUAUAUAUUACUACACUAUAAAGAAUACAGAAUAUAUAUUAUUGUAAACAAU
Drosophila nasuta is the source of this 6074-nucleotide messenger RNA. RefSeq names its product serine-rich adhesin for platelets. NCBI's taxonomy places the organism in Eukaryota, Metazoa, Arthropoda, Insecta, Diptera, Drosophilidae. The record is from RefSeq and is a predicted model, not a curated record. Gene Ontology annotation, cellular component: nucleus.